AUGGCGUCAUACUUUGACCUCCCACCCCAGCAGAAUGCGGCCGCUGCGAGUAUAGAAGGAGUGCCAGAAGAGGAGAGAAGGCAGAUGGGUCGAAUGAGCAUUUUGUCGCCCGCUGUUACACAAUUACUGGGACGAUUUAGGCGAAGCUGCAUCAGACAGCGAGAGCGAAGAGGGAAGCCUGGUCACGAACGGGAAGAUACUAGGGAUCCCCGGCCGAGCUUACCCAAGGCCACCGAUGCACCAAAGUCGCGCCGGGACCACGGGCUAACUACCAUAAAGUCCACAAAAAGCCCGCAAUCAUCCAAGAAGGAGGACCGAUCUCCGAAUAAAAGACCAGUUCAUAGUAGUUUGUCUCCUGCGCGUGCUGAAGAAAGUGGAUCAUCGAAACCAAGACUUAAGCCCAAACAACCUCAUAUGGCACGUUUCCAUUCCCUCAGGAGCAUGUUGUUCUCCAACACCAUCGAGGACAAGAUUAAGUCAAUCACCCACGAAGACCCUGACAAGGAAGAGGCGGCUGCAGAGAAGUGGAAGAGUCAGCAUGAUCACAGACAAAUGCCCAGUAGACCAAAGACUCCAGAAAAAGACGCGCAAGGAAAGCCACAGGGUAUUGGAUCAAGACUGAAAACAAGUAUACGGCGCAUGACGACCAAGGAUGUACCGACUAUGCAGACUCUACAGGAGGAUGGUGCAGCACACGACUUUAGCGAUCAUGGUUCGAUAGCAAGCUCAGAUGGUGAACCAGAGCCAUACCAAUGGAAGCCACGAGAAGCAGACGAAGAAAGCAUAGACCAUUCUGAUGUCGAGGAUCUAGUGCGCUGGGUCAGCAGACGCGACCCGCCCAGCGACGGAGAAACAAGAGCCAGCAAAACCCCAGCCAUCACCUUGACAGGUGCAAACGACAGCCACGACAGUCUUGGAGACUCCGACGUAGACGAGCUAGUCCAAUGGGCAAGUCGCAAAUCAUCAGACCCAGAGACAAAGCAAAGUCGCCGCACAGGCUACAGCGAUGCCUCGACCGAGUCCGAUUCUGAAUUGAUAAACGAAGACGACUCCUCCGAAGACGAGGACGCAGACGACCUCGUCCGCUGGGUAUCUCACCGCGACGGCCCAUCCGCAGGCCCCAUCCGCCAAACCCGAAAUCACUCCCCAGCAGGCCGCAGCAUAUCCCACGGCUCCGACGUCCCCGAACUCGGCCGCUGGGUCACACGGCACGACGGCACGAGCGGCGAAUCAGUAAGCUCCUCACACCCCCGCAAAUCCCUAGACGCGCCCAAAGAGCCCGAACGAGGCCGCCCGCGAAGUCGCGAAGGUCCUGCAUCUCCGCGCCCGAAACCUAAAGGCCACAUCACGCACGAGGAUAUUGGGGAUUUGGUCAAGUGGGUGUCACGCAAGGAUUCGAAGCAGCAGAGCCAGAGUCCGACGAAGGUGCAGGAGGAAGAGGAAGAGGAGGAGAAGUUGUUGCGCGAGGAAGAGAAGAAGAAGCAGCAAUUAGGCAUGAGUGUUGACGAGGGGAGUUUGUCGCAUGGGGAUGUGCAGGAGAUCAUUGAGCAUGUGAGGAGUUCUAGUUUGGUGAAGGACAAGCCGGAAGUUGGGGAUUUGAAAGGGUUCCGUACGGGUGAACGAGGAGUGAAAGAAGAUGCUGCUAGCGACCAUUUGGCUGAGAACAGAGCUGGAAUUAGGCAAAUUGAGAAUGGAGAAGGCGGGAAGGAAAGAGGGACGCGGGAGAGGAAUGGUAGUUUGGGACAUGAGGAUGUGGAUGAGUUGGUUAAGUGGAUCAGCCGGAAAGGUUGA
Molecule: messenger RNA, 1791 nt
Organism: Parastagonospora nodorum SN15
Lineage: Eukaryota; Fungi; Ascomycota; Dothideomycetes; Pleosporales; Phaeosphaeriaceae
Exons: 1
Coding region: 1-1791 (596 amino acids)
Source: RefSeq, a predicted model, not a curated record